GUUCAUGAUUUGCCUUAAGGUUAUGUUCCAAUAUCUACAAAUUCGACUAAUAAAUAUAAAAAAAUACAAUAAACUAAGUCAAAAUUCAUUAAAAUAACUAAUAACUCCACAUUAAAAUCAUUAAUAUGGUAAAAGGCAAAAUUUUACAGAAAAGUAUCGAAAUGUAAAAAGUGAUUGUGACUCAUUUUCGUUCGAGGUUUUAAUCUCAACACCAGUUUGCCCCAUUCAGUAUUUAUUUAGAAAUGUCACCACCCAAUGCUUUUCCAACAUCUACAAAAGAAGCCACUGAUACAUUAAUUGCAAGAGCAAGUAGUGAUCCAACAAAACCUUGCCGAGCGUGCACUGAUUUUAAAACAUGGGCGAAAAUGCAAUCACAAACUGCGAAAUCAAAAUCUCCGCAGACCAUCUCGGGCGAAAAUUCCGUUCAAAAUACGAUGGCAACUGCAAUGAGCGGUGAUAAUGGUGAUCAACGAAGAACAGAUUGUCCUGUGGAUAAAGAUGAAUUGGGAAACGCUACCUGGUCAUUUUUACAUACUAUGGCUGCUUAUUAUCCAGAUAAACCAACGAUAGAUGAAAAAAAGCAAAUGACACAAUUUAUAUCAUUAUUUGCUAAUUUCUAUCCAUGUGCAUCUUGUGCGUCACAUUUUAGAGAUCAAAUAAUAAAAGAACCUCCUAAAGUUGAAAACCAAGAAACAUUAUCACAAUGGUUUUGUCGAAUGCACAAUAAUGUAAAUAUACGUAUUCAUAAACCUGUAUUUGAUUGUAAACUAGUAAAUCAAAGAUGGCGAGAUGGUUGGUUAGAUGGAUCCUGUGAUUGAAUCACUUAGAAUUUUGAAUUAAUUUUCUUUUAUUUUGUGAUUUAUUAGUUUAAUUUAUAAAAAUAGUAUUACUACACACGUUAUACAUAUAAACAAUUAUUCAGAGAUAUAUAUGAUAAACAAAAACACAAAAAACCUGGCUGUUGUUUUAAAACCAGUUUAAAGCAUUAUUUUAUUCUUAAACACAAUCAUUUUUUUAAGAACAAAAUAAUUUUAUGUAAUACUUUCACUUCAUCGAAACAUUUCAAGAUUGGAAUAAUGUAUUUGUUAUCAUGUUGAAACAUUAUUCGUCAAUUUUGUAUUAAAUUCCAUAGACGUAAUAUUUGUACUUAUUUAUUCGUCU
Chrysoperla carnea is the source of this 1161-nucleotide messenger RNA. RefSeq names its product FAD-linked sulfhydryl oxidase ALR (gene Alr). The transcript is spliced from 4 exons. Gene Ontology annotation, molecular function: flavin adenine dinucleotide binding; flavin-dependent sulfhydryl oxidase activity. Gene Ontology annotation, cellular component: mitochondrion. The record is from RefSeq and is a predicted model, not a curated record. NCBI's taxonomy places the organism in Eukaryota, Metazoa, Arthropoda, Insecta, Neuroptera, Chrysopidae. The coding region runs from base 243 to 818 and encodes 191 amino acids.